AUGUGCAUCCACACCUGUGGCCAGUGCCUGCUGCUGAUUCUCUGCAUUCUUUUGCCGCCGCUGGCCGUUCUGAUUCACGGAGGUUGCGACAUCAACUUCUGCAUCAACAUUCUGUUCACGCUGCUCGGUGGUAUUCCUGCCCGCCGGCACCGCCGUCCGUCGCUAUUAGGAGCUGAUCUCCACAUCCAUGAGAUGAAUCCCCGCCAGCAACACACGUGUCAACGC
Mesorhabditis spiculigera is the source of this 225-nucleotide messenger RNA. The record is from the annotation of a GenBank genome assembly. Lineage: Eukaryota; Metazoa; Nematoda; Chromadorea; Rhabditida; Rhabditidae.